Molecule: messenger RNA, 4462 nt
Organism: Clupea harengus (Atlantic herring)
Lineage: Eukaryota; Metazoa; Chordata; Actinopteri; Clupeiformes; Clupeidae
Product: PWWP domain containing 3A, DNA repair factor
Source: RefSeq, a predicted model, not a curated record
UUUAGAGACGUUAAACAUUGAAUGGGGUCAAAUUGACCCCAAACAUAAUAGGAGGGUUAAGCGGUUCCUGAGAUAUUGAAAUUUGUCCGUUGCAGCACUCCCUUAUGGACAAAAAUCACUAAAUGUGGCGUGCGUCCACAAAAUGUGUAACAAUGCAACAUGUCAGAUGUCAAUUGUCAAUUUGUGAACCUUUACAUUACAAGCUAUUGGCUAGUAAAGCGGUAGUUUUUGCAUUGAACAUUAUUUUGGUGACACGGUUGUCGAGCUAUUGCCUUUAAGAGUGCUUUGAGCAUACCUCACUUCAGGGGGCGCUAGCACGAAGGGGAAAGCCCAACCACGGAUACAAAUCUUAUAUUUGGUAUCAGCCAUGUGGGGCUACAAUCAUGCCAUGCAAGUCGAAGUAGGCCUAUCGUCGAUCGGGGGGGUUGAGAGAAAACAAAAGAAAACAACCGUUGACAAACACAGCCAUCAUAGCAAAAUAUAUAGGCCUAUUUCACUUGCUUAAAUUAGAAUCUACAAUCACCAUAAAUACGACAGUCAGACAUGCACAUUAUGAUCGAUUAAUCAAUUACGUUCAACAUCCAUACUGUUCAUAAAGAGCACCUUGUAGUCACCCGAACCAGCGAAACGGAAAGGUUUUUAGACCGGACUAUUAAUUUGAUAUGCUUUUAACAGUUUUGUCCGCCAUUGCCAAAACCCGGACGUCUUAUUUAUGUUUAGUCAGGCUGUCGUAACACCACACUGCAAGCGGAAGUUCGACAUAGUCGUGAAGUAAUGCUUCGAAGUUACAGGAUUCCGAGAAGAAAGAUGGCCCUUGCAAAGCCCUGCAACAUUUGAGGUUGUUUGAAUAUGACUUCCUCAGAUGGGUUGUAUUCCUCUCCCUUGUGGAAGAUUCCAGAAAACUCCACUCUGUCCUCACCUGCUGCAUCCGUGCCCUCUGGGAACGAAGAAGCAAGUCAGUCUCAAACUUCUGCACAACAGGUGGAGAAAAGAAGCAGCUGGACUACAACUGCAGAAACCCGUUCAGAUAAGCAGCCAGCUACAAACACUCAACCUGUGUAUCCCUCACAUGCUUGUUUACAGCUGACAGAAGUUGUAGUCUGCCAUACACAGGACUCCCAUACAGCUCCAGAACUGCAUGUUCCUGGCUCACUAUCUCCUCCACCAGAGCAUAACUGUGGACCUGUAAGCUCAGAUAACACCCCUGUGGAAUUACAAAAUGGACUUGCUUCAGACAAGUCACCCAGAACACAAACUGCCGAUAAAAUGCUCAGUCUGGAUCCUGUAAUGGCUGGAGGUAUGUCACCACAGCCUUUCAUAGGAUCCAGACACCUUACAGAGACUACAGAAGCACUUGCUGGACAUGGCAGUGUGUUGGAGCAUGGGGAAUGUGUAUUGUUGUUGAGUGAAGCUUGCACAGAUGGGGAAGCUGUCAAACCUGUGCCUAAUGAGGUGGCGGCUGUUGACUGUGUUGAGGAAGACCGCCAGGAACCUUCGUCCACCUCUGCUAGUGAUAGCCCUUUGGAGCUGUCAGUGCAGAAUGUGUGUUUACAGCCGACACAAGUUGUAGUCUGCCAUACACAGCACACCCACACAGCCCCAGCCCUCCAUGUUCCUGGCUCACUAUCUCCUUCACCAGAGCAUACUUGUGGACCUGUAAGCUCAGAUAACACCCCUGUGGAAUUAGAGAAUGGACUUGCUUCAGACAAGUCACCCAGAACACUUACUGCGGAUAAAAUGCUCAGUCUGGACCCUGUAAUGGCUGAUGGGGAAGCUAUUAAACCUGUGCCUAGUGAGGUGACAGCUGUUGACUCUGAAGAGGAAGACCGUCAGGAACCUCUGUCCACCUCUGCUGGGGAAAGCGCUUUGGAGGCGGCAGUGCAGAUUGUGUGUCAAAGUAAAACUGUGGACAGUUUGUUUCCUAACACUUUGGAGGGGGAAUGCAAACAGCCACUUGCUUUAUCUAAUAGAGCAAUUUUAAAUGUGGCAUGUCCAUAUAGUGAACCUUUGACCAAGUGUGCGAUGCACACAGCCUCUUUGGUGGCUUCAGAAGCCUCAGACACAAGUACCAAAGAAAAGCAGACGCCGACAAGAUGCAGUGAAAGAUUACGAAACCGCUACCAACACUGGCAGACGAGUGGAGAUUCAUCCAGAUCAGCAGGAUAUCCCUACAGCCUUAGCGGUAGAAGGCGAUGGGCCCCCUGCAGUAGCUCAUCAGACAGCAGUUCUGCACCUGGCAGUGCCAAGCGAAGUUGCUCUGGGCUGGAGCAAACACCCAUCCCCAGUUCCUCACCAGUGGAGGGCUCCAGCCAGCGUGCCUCGUCUCCCCUCACUGGGCAGACAUCCAUCCCCAGCUUCUCACCAGUGGAGGGCUCCAGCCAGCGUGCCUCGUCUCCCCUCGCUGUGCAGACACCCAUCCCCAGCUUCUCACCAGUGGAGGGCUCCAGCCAGCGUGCCUCGUCUCCCCUCGCUGUGCAGACACCCAUCCCCAGCUUCUCACCAGUGGAGGGCUCCAGCCAGCGUGCCUCGUCUCCCCUCGCUGUGCAGACACCCAUCCCCAGCUCCUCACCAGUGGAGGGCUCCAGCCAGCGUGCUCCGUCUCCCCUCGCCGUGCCAGUCAAGAGGAAGCGAGGAAGGCCACGGAAGAUACAACACCCAGACAUGGUGUCCGCUACAUUGGUAGUCCCAGGUGGUAAAGCCAACAGCAAGUCCCCUGUAGUGUGUCAAAGUACUACGACAGAAGACUGCCUGAAGGAGACUCGAGCGGACGCCAGCCUGUCCUCUAAAUGCUGCCGUCAGAACACAGCGGCAGCAGAGGCGCUAGCGGCUGGUGAAGCUGAAGGCCGAGGGAACGCCGGCGCUCUGCCUGUCCCACCCCUCGCCUCGAGCGCUGCACCUCUGCAAUCAGACUCACAGGAUUCCGAGUUGCCAGCAGCCCCCUCCUCAGACCCGUUCCUCGAGCAGAGUCUGCAGGAGGACCCCAUGCCCCUCACCCCGCUUUCUCUCCAGCAGGAAGAGGAGGAGGAGGAGGAAGAUCCAGAGGAUGACGAGGAGCUCCCCAGCUUUCUGGAGAGAAAACCCUUGUCCAUCACUGAAGGAUUGUGUGUCUGGUGCAAAUUCAGGAAGUACCCUUUCUGGCCUGCUGUGGUCAAAAGUGUGAACCACAAGAAUAAGAAAGCCAGUAUUGUGUUCAUUGAUACUUUCCUGUUUGAUGAAAAGAGAAUUAGAAAAGGCCUCACUGUUUCCCUGAAAACCUUGAAGCCCUUUGAUUGUGAAGAUGCAGAGGAACUGACGGAGCAAGCCAAGCAGCAGUAUGGUGACGCAAUCACAUGGUGCUUGGAGCUCAUAUAUGACUACAGAAUCCGCAUUGGUUGUGGGUCUUUCUCUGGCUCCUUCAUAGAGUAUUUUGCAGAUGACGUCAGCUACCCCCUCAGGAGGAAGUACUCCCAGGGAACCUCUGACCUCACCUUCCCCACGCAGCUCAUCGUGGAUGACCUGUGCGACAGCUCCGAGGAGGACGGUGCCGGGGACCAGGCCGACGAGCAUCAGUGUAAGAAACUGCUCCCGGACCGCUCCAAGGCCGCACGGAACCGGGCCAACGAGAAGCUGGUGGACUUCAUUGUGAGGAAGCGGGGCACAGAGAAGCGCCUGCUGGCGGUGAUCAGUGGCCAGGACACAUCCAAGUGGCUGCGGGCGUUCCAGAAGGCCAGCCGCUUCGUGGUGGACCCCUACCUGGAGGACGAGGAGCAGGUGGACCAGGUGUACCGCUACCUUGAUGAGCUCCUGAGGAAUAGCCCACAUUCCAUGCCGAGCCUAGCCAACCUGGAGAGGAUCCCCUUCAUCUUGGAUGUGCUUCUGCCAGAAGCUCUUAUCUAUGCCAUUGCGGGAGUGGACGAUCUACCCUUGGAAAGGGCUGAGGAGAAGUAUCGAAAAGGCCCCUGCAUAAGCAACCGAGAGAGGCAAGAGUUUAACAUGAAGAUCGAACAGCUGAUGAGGACUGUCAAUCAAUGUUCUAAACAUGUGAAGAUGCACUGAACUACCCCGGGGUGAUCAGUGACCCAGUGGACAGGCUACUCAUGGCCCAUAAAUUGAUUUUUUUAAAGAGUUCCAGGCAUCAGUAGGUUCCCCCUCUCUGUGUUGUGGUCUGUUGCCGUUGGUUGUUGAAGAACUUCAUAUGUUUUGUGUGACUUCAUAUGUUGUGAUGAACUCUGUGCCAUAAUGGGAAUGGGGAUGGGACAGCUCGGUGCAAAACUUGUGGAAAUGUAGUAAAGUUCAGUAGGAGUCAAUGAUUGUGUGUCAAAGAGUCGGCUGUGCCUCGUUUGGACUCGUAUUACCUGGCUUCUGACUGUGUCGCAGAAGUCGUCUGUCCCGAGUGAGGAGGAUCCUCAGAGUACAGCUUAAAAGGGCAGCCUUGCGUUCUGUAUGUGUGUGAUGAUGCGUCUGUUGUGAGCAUGACAUUUGU